Molecule: messenger RNA, 1033 nt
Organism: Didymella exigua CBS 183.55
Lineage: Eukaryota; Fungi; Ascomycota; Dothideomycetes; Pleosporales; Didymellaceae
Exons: 1
Coding region: 361-879 (172 amino acids)
Source: RefSeq, a predicted model, not a curated record
UGGCGGCACAACAACCAUAACCUCUCUAGGUACAGGUCAACGAACGGAUCUCCAUGCUGAGUCGGAGUAAGCAUUUCCAGCGCCCAUCAUCAACGCUUCCAAACCUACCCAAACUGGCAUUUCACGCACCUCCCUCGGGGUCCCACGAAGGAAGCUAGCCACACGACAAUGAGCAUGUCGUGCAACAGCACUGCAUCAGAGUGUCACCUGCCGUUCUCCACGCUUUGCUCAGACUUACCUGAGCAGGCAGUUUGGUCAUUGACGUCGCUGCAGAUGGCUCGACGCUAUGUUGUCGCCUCCACGGUCCGCGAUCCUUCUCAGACAGGACUUUUCGCAGAGUCUCUGGACAGGUGCGUGUGAAUGAAACGAGAGGCACUGCGAUCUAUGACUUCCUCGCCACUUCCUAAUGCCGUAUAUUGGGCUGGGAGUGCGACGCAAGACAUCCAAGUUUACGCCAAGAGUGCAGAAAUGAUAACACAGCGAUCGAAGCCGCACCUCUGCACUCUCUCUGCGCGACCGACGAUGUCCAUGAGCAAUUCAGUUGGAUGUACGAUGACACUGGGGACUGCUGUGGAAUACCACCGUACCAGCACAUCUCCAGACCAAGCCUUCUCCCCCCACCAAGGCCCAGCGGGUAUCUCCUACCCUCCCACCCCCUCCUACAAAAAGACAUCAGAAUCCCAAAAACGUCUGUCGCCCUCCCCAUCCAAGCACACCGCUCAAGCGAUACCACACACGUCUUUGACGGACUGUGGUCGGAGCUGGCUCAUCGCUUGCCCUUGUCUCAGCCCUGGUGUGGGGUAUGGCUUUGUGUUCGCUUCGUGCUCGACUGUGCUGCUCGCUCGACUGUGGGGUUGUGUGUCUGGCGGCAUGGUAUAGUCUGGAGCGGGAGGUGUCGAUGCGUCGUGCAUGGCGUUUCGCGAGGUGGAAUGGCGAGGCGUGCAUCACAGACAAGACUAGUGUUGCUCGGCGUGGGAAUCGCGUCGUUCAGCUGCGGAUGAUUGCUCACUGGCACCCAUUCAAUCAAAUUCAC